UUUAUUUUACUUUUCCAAUCUUAAUCGUCGACUGUCAUGACCCGAGUCGAUCGUCCCGUGAGGUUCGUCGAACCUCGCCAAGUGCAAGUGUCUGUUUCGAGCUGUCAAACGUGCUCUCGAGGACAAAACCUCGUGUACACUGCACACCUAUUUACGUGUCAGAAUUUGUAAUGCACGUGUAGUGACAAUUGUCGAAAUCUCCCUGAACGUAAGCGACGCUUCCUUCCGUCAAAAUACUCUUGCAGCGUGAAUUUAAUUUUUUUUAAACCAAUUCAUUUCCCUCUUGAUUUUUACGCGCUCCCGAUCGUUAUGCUUUGUUUCCCCCCUCAAGGACGUGAAUCUUAUGAACACUUUCCUACCGCACCGGCCGGUUUGUUUACGUCAAUGUUUUACUUUUCAGUCUUUCUUUUCUUUUCAAUUGUGACUCGUUGCAAUUAAAAAUCCACCCUGACCUUUUAUUAGACAAUUUUCAAGGUUCGAUUUUUCAACACGAAAUGAACACUCGCAGAUCUCAAAGAUCGUCUGACAGUAGUAAAUUAUUAGUUGAUGACGUAGAGAAAUUGUCUGAAACAGAUGUUAUUGAAGCAGAAAAAAAGGCUCAGGAAGCCGAAAGGAAGGCUCAGGAUGCUGAAAGAGAGGCUCAGUUAGCUAAAAAAAUGGCAGAAGAAGAACAUGAAAAACGUGAAGCUGCCAAAAGACAGGCAAAGAAGGAAGAAGAGGAGGAGAAAAUUAAAGCAGAAUUAAAUGAACGCAUUUUACAAGCAAAAAAACGUCUAGAAAAUGCUCAAAGGAGAGAAACAGAAGCAAAUAAAUUAUUACUAGAAUCGGAAAAAAUUAUAAAUGAUAUGAAUCGAUUGGAACACGCCGAAAGACAGGCGAAAGAGGCUGAAGUGGCGGCCUUUCAGGCAGAAAAGAGUGCAGCGGAAUCAAGACGACGUCAAUUGGAAGCGCAGAACAAUAUAUUUAGAGAAAAUCCGUCAACAUCUUUGGAACCAUCUUUUUUUGAUAAAUCUUCCAACAUAGGGCCGUACCCAAAUCCUCUCCACGAAACGGAAAGGGAGAAAAAUCUAAAGAAACAAUUGAAGGUUAUGAAAAAACAACUUUAUUAUAAAAAUAAUUUUCAACGAGGUGGUAAGAAUGGGCGUGGCGGUAGAGGUGGACGUGGCGGUAGAGGUGGGAGUUAUAAUUAUUAUUAUUAGAAAAAAUACCUGUUCUUUUAUUUUGUCAAUUACAUUUGUAAG
Leptopilina boulardi is the source of this 1241-nucleotide messenger RNA. RefSeq lists its product as uncharacterized. Lineage: Eukaryota; Metazoa; Arthropoda; Insecta; Hymenoptera; Figitidae. The record is from RefSeq and is a predicted model, not a curated record. The coding region runs from base 495 to 1199 and encodes 234 amino acids. The transcript has 4 exons.